GCCGCGGCGGCGGCUCGGGAGACAGGGGCGCAGGCUGGGGUUUGCGGGCGCGAUGCUCGGCGAGAAGACGCGUCCGACGGCGGCCGGGCGCUGAGCCGGGCGGGGCGGAGCAACCCGGCCCCGGGCAUGGAGCGCGGGGGUGCCGAGCCUUGGGACGAUUGGGGCGCGCCUCGUCCGAGCCCGCGGCGCUCCUGAAGUUGCGGCCGGCAAGCGGCCAGCGGCGUGUGGACGGCCCAAGGGGACCCCGGAGCGGCCGGCGCGCAGUGGAUGAGCCUUCGCGCGGGCAGAGAGACGCGGCAGUGGCCAGCACCUGAGCAGGCGGCCUGCGGAGGCCGAUCCGGCGGAAAGCAGAGCCCAAGGCGCGGCGCGGCGCCGCUCCGCACACUCACACGGAACCAUGAGGUGCCACGUUGCCACCAGCUGCCAUGUGGUCUGGCUUUUUGUGCUGAUCUCGGGAUGUUGGGGCCAGGUGAACCGACUGCCCUUCUUCACCAACCACUUCUUUGACACAUACCUGCUGAUCAGUGAGGAUACGCCUGUGGGUUCCUCUGUGACCCAGUUGUUGGCCCGAGACAUGGACAAUGACCCCCUGGUGUUUGGCGUGUCUGGGGAGGAGGCCUCCCGCUUCUUUGCAGUGGAGCCUGACACAGGCGUGGUGUGGCUCCGGCAGCCGCUGGACAGAGAGACCAAGUCGGAGUUCACAGUGGAGUUCUCCGUCAGCGACCACCAGGGGGUGAUCACGCGGAAGGUGAACAUCCAGGUUGGGGACGUGAAUGACAACGCACCCACGUUUCAUAAUCAGCCCUACAGUGUCCGCAUCCUGGAGAACACACCAGUGGGGACACCCAUCUUCAUCGUGAACGCCACGGAUCCCGACCUGGGUGCAGGCGGCAGCGUCCUCUACUCCUUCCAGCCCCCCUCCCAGUUCUUUGCCAUCGACAGUGCACGCGGCAUUGUCACAGUGAUCCGGGAGCUGGACUACGAGACCACGCAGGCCUACCAGCUCACCGUCAACGCCACGGAUCAAGACAAAACCAGGCCUCUGUCCACGCUGGCCAACUUGGCCAUCAUCAUCACAGACGUCCAGGACAUGGACCCCAUCUUCAUCAACCUGCCUUACAGCACCAACAUCUAUGAGCACUCUCCUCCGGGCACGACAGUGCGUAUUAUCACUGCCAUUGACCAGGAUAAAGGACGUCCCCGGGGGAUUGGCUACACCAUCGUCUCAGGAAACACCAACAGCAUCUUUGCACUGGACUACAUCAGCGGGGCACUGACCUUGAACGGCCUGCUGGACCGGGAGAACCCCCUGUACAGCCACGGCUUCAUCCUGACCGUGAAGGGCACAGAGCUGAAUGAUGACCGCACCCCGUCCGAUGCCACAGUGACCACGACCUUCAACAUCCUAGUUAUUGACAUCAAUGACAACGCCCCAGAGUUCAACAGCUCCGAGUACAGCGUGGCCAUCACUGAGCUAGCGCAGGUCGGCUUUGCCCUCCCCCUCUUCAUCCAGGUGGUGGACAAGGACGAGGUGAGUCCCAGAAGGCAGUCGACACCCUCUGGGGGGAAGCUGGAGGAGAAGGCAGAUGCCAACCUGAGGCAGGUGGAAAUGAAUGUCAGGGAGUCCAUAAACGGGAUGAGUGAUGGUGGGUAG
Molecule: messenger RNA, 1654 nt
Organism: Camelus dromedarius (Arabian camel)
Lineage: Eukaryota; Metazoa; Chordata; Mammalia; Artiodactyla; Camelidae
Product: cadherin-23
Exons: 12
Coding region: 398-1654 (418 amino acids)
Biological process (GO): homophilic cell-cell adhesion
Cellular component (GO): plasma membrane
Molecular function (GO): calcium ion binding
Source: RefSeq, a predicted model, not a curated record